GAGCCUCCACCUCCGUUACCACCUUUCCCGAUCAAAUGGUCGACGGUUGCUGUCACAGUGGAGAGCAAGGAGGGUGACUCUCUUGAUGCUGUCAAGUUGAUGGAACAGCUAGCUUUGAGCUCAUCACCAGAACUUAGCUUUGCUGUAGUGGAUGCCCUGGAUAUGGCAAUGGAGGUAAGGACGGGGAGAAGGGAGGGUGGGAGAGGGAGGGAGGGGGUUGUGAGGGGAGGGAGGGAGGGGGGUGGGAACUUGGGAGGAGUGGGACUGUCUCUUAUACACAUCUAGAUGUGUAUAAGAGACAGCUUAUUAAGAAGGGAGACAAAAAGGAGAUUCGUAA
This is a messenger RNA of Chara braunii, 337 nucleotides long. Lineage: Eukaryota; Viridiplantae; Streptophyta; Charophyceae; Charales; Characeae. The record is from the annotation of a GenBank genome assembly.